Molecule: messenger RNA, 1560 nt
Organism: Vicia villosa (hairy vetch)
Lineage: Eukaryota; Viridiplantae; Streptophyta; Magnoliopsida; Fabales; Fabaceae
Exons: 3
Coding region: 1-1560 (519 amino acids)
Source: RefSeq, a predicted model, not a curated record
AUGGAUGAGUCCUCUAACCCUAAUAGGAGUCUGGAGGUUGUACCUAUAAGGACGAUUAGCAGUGACGAUGUAAAGGUCACAAAGCCUAAAAUAACACAUGCAAAACGGCCCAAGGAGGGUAUUCGUAACAAGGGCGCCAAACCUUCUGCAUCUAAUACCAUAGAGGAACUUACUAAAGAAGGAACCAGAUAUGUCGAUAAAGCAAUUACUAGAAUUGUUACACGCAUUCUGAAGGAAAAUCAUCAAGUGCCUGAGAUAUUUGUCCCUUUUCAAACCAUAAUGCCUGAUCCCCUCAAGAACACCAGUAAGGCUGAAGUUGCUCACACCUCUGGUUGUGACCCAGCUGAAGAGGAGAUCAUUAAGAAUGGACAAGGAGGUGUUAAGAAUACCAAUGUCAUUGAGGAUGUCAAUGACAUCAAAGAGAAUAAGCACACUGAGGUCAAUACUGAAACAGACUUAGAUGAGUAUUCUGACAACGAGUUGCUUGCCUCAUUAAAUCCUAGUGUAGCCAACAGGCUGAUGACUAGAAGAAAAGGCAAAGUUAUUUCCCAAAGCUCCCCUGAAAAGAAUGCAGAAGCUAAGAACACUGUCAAAGACUCUGUCAAGAAGAAGAGUACUUCUACUGGUCCUAUCAAGAACAGAGUUGUGACUAAGAGUGUAGGGGUUGGUCCCUCAAAGUCCUGGAGCAAGGUUGUUCCAAAGAAAAUAAAGGAGAGGGAAAUUGUUGAAUCUGAGUCUGAUGUUGAAGGGGAUCAAGGAAGAAGCCUACAACAAGCAAGCUUGCUGCAAAGGCUGGUCAAAGAAUUUGUGGUGAACCUAUCUGAAGAUUGUGGAAACAGCAAGAGUGUGGACUUCAGAAAAGUGUUUGUGAGAGGUAAGUGUGUUUCGUUCUCUCCGUUUGUGAUUAAUAAAUUCUUGGCAAGAACAAAUGAAGAUCAACCUGAGUUUGAAGUGACAGACAACAAGGUUUGUCAAGUGAUCACAGCCAAGCAGGUAAAAAGCUGGCCCUUAAAAGAGAAACUAAAUGCAAGUAAGCUGAGCAUCAAGUAUGCAAUGCUUCACAAGAUAGGAGCAACUAAUUGGGUACCAAUGAAUCACAAGUCCACUAUCUCAACUGUUCUUGGAAGAUUCUUGUAUGCUGUAGGAACAAAGGCAAAGUUUGACUAUGGAACAUAUAUUUUCGACCAAACUAUGAAGCAUGCUGGAAGCUUCAGUGUUAAGGGUCCAAUUGCCUUUCCAUCCCUCCUGUGUGGCAUAAUUCUGACUCAGUAUCCCAACAUUCUCAAUGAACAUGAUGUAGUACGCAAAAGAGAAAGCCCAUUGGCUUUCCACUAUAAAUUGUAUCAGGGUACGCAUGUUCCAGACAUUGUCAUGACAUCGGCUGAAACAUCCCAGUCUGGAGGAUCAGCCAGCAAAGCAGAAGUCAUAGCAAUGCUAAAAGAGACCUGCAAAGAGCUGGAAGCUAGGAAGAUAUCCCUUGAAAAGGUGAUAAGCACUCUGGAAAUGGAUGAGAAUGAGGAAUUUGCAGAUGUUGUAGAGAUGGCAGAUAAAGAUGAUUAA